Molecule: messenger RNA, 4522 nt
Organism: Belonocnema kinseyi
Lineage: Eukaryota; Metazoa; Arthropoda; Insecta; Hymenoptera; Cynipidae
Product: transcription factor SPT20 homolog
Exons: 21
Coding region: 896-4162 (1088 amino acids)
Biological process (GO): regulation of transcription by RNA polymerase II
Cellular component (GO): SAGA complex
Molecular function (GO): transcription coregulator activity
Source: RefSeq, a predicted model, not a curated record
UGACCUUGAGCUGUUGAAAUUAUAAUUAUCAUUGUUUGGUCCAGCCUCGGAUGUUCAUCUGUCUCUUAUUAGUUAGUUGAUUUUAGAUCGUGUUACGUCAAACGUUUUUUGUAUUUUGCAUUAAUAAAUUACUUUUGUUCUUCCUGUAAUCUGCGUCUAUUUCAUAUACGCGUGUUAAAUAAUCUUUGCUAAAAGGUUGUGGGUCUAGAACACAUUGGAAAAAUAUAAAUUUUUGUUGAGAUCAAGACUCGAGUUAUUUUCUUUUUUGAGGUUGACUUCGGUUUUGUCAGGGUUCGUAAGUACAUUGUCAGGAUGAACGCGACCGAUCUUCUACAGACGUGGUGACAGUCCUCUGGUUGGUUAUGUGGAUGCGGAUUGGGGAGGCUCUAUUGAAGAUAGGUGCUCCUUUUCAGGUUACGCUUUCUCUAUGAGCGGUGGAUUAGUUGCUUGGGAUUCAAGGAAGCAACGUACGGUGGCCUUUUUAACAACGGAGGCCGAAUAUAUGGCGAUGAGCUAAGCGACUAAGGAAGCCAUUCAUCUCAGACCUUUUCUACUGGAGCUUGGAGAGUCUGAUAACAAGUCAAUAAAGUUAUUAGUUGACAACUACAGCGCACAAAGGCUAGCUAUCAAUACAGUGUACCUUGCACGAACCAAACAUAUCGAAAUACGUCAUCAUUUUGUUCGUGAGAUUGUGGAGUCGGGUGAGAUAGUUUUGGAACACGUCGCAUCUAAAGACAUGCCUGCCGACGUCUUAGCCAAGGUCUUAAUCAAACCAAAACACAAACAGUGUGUUCGUCUCCUGGGACUAUCGAAGAUACCAAUUUGAAAUAUAGAGAAGGCAGUUACUUAUUGCGUAAAAUAUGACAUUAGGGGUUGCAGUUAAAGAAAAGCAAAAAUGAUUGCCACCUCUUCUAACUUGGAAGAUGCUUGUAGGCAGGCUCAGGAAUUAAUAAACCAGGUUUCUAGAACCUGGAAGGACUCUCAGAGUCAAUGUUUAAUGGCAGAAAAGCUAUCAACUGCUUACAAGAAGGAGCAAAGCUAUUCCAAACACACUAUCCAAUCGAAACUCACUAGACUGUAUUUCGAAGAGCUAUCCAAAGUUCCUCAUGCAACUCCGGCUUCAGUUCUGAAAAAUCUUCAAAAUGAGUGCGAUCUCCUGGGACGGCUGGUGCAGCGUGAAGGCCUGCAUACGCUAAUUGUUAAUCUUUACGCUAGUAACAAAGGAUACUCAUUAGGUGUAAGAAAUAGCGAUAAGGGAAGUCGGUACGACAAAAAUGCUCUGCUAUCCGAAACUCAACUGAUGGGUUACGAACAAGGAGAGUUCCUUUCUUGUAUUGACAAUGGCCAGCUCCCGGCGAUGUUGGCUGAACAACUGGAAUCGAGUCACUCUCACUUGUUCUACGACGGCUGCAUCAUCGCCGAAGUUCGGGAUUAUCGCAAACAUCACACCAAACCUGAUAUCCAUCAUGUGUUACUCAAGCCCACUACUCAGAGCGUCCUCUCAGACGUUUCGACUCUGACAAGCAACGGCGAAUGGAGUCAUGAGGAGAGACUGAUGCUCGAAUCGCACCUAGUGGCAGCUACCCAGGGUCCUCUUUGUUUGGAUCCAAAUCCUAUUCCCAGUCUGGCAACUACACGGAUUCAACAAUCCAAAGCCCUUCUAACCGAUCAUCAAUUAAUGCGCCAAGCCAAAAAGUUUUCUCAGGUAACUGUGAAUCGCAAAAGGAAAUUGGAACAGUUGUCUCAGCCUGAAGGAUUUACGAUACAGGAUCUAAUGCAGAAAUUGAAAUCCAAAAGAGGAGCACCAACAACCUCUGCCUGCCCAACGCCUUGUCUUGCCAAUCCUCCUCUUUUCGCACCGAGCACACCAAUCGAGGUCUUAAGAUAUGCGAAGCAAUACGAGCGUCCGCGGGAAACGAAAGACUGCAUGCCGCAACUUAUAGAAGAAUACAUAUUAGAGACUGAAAGGGGCCAAGGUCGUAUCUACCACAUAAAGCUCUCUAUCCUUCAAAGACCUUCCAAUUUUGAGUACCUGGGAGAGCUUUACGUGGACAGGGAUUACCGAGAAGGAGAAAGAAAUGGUUCAGCAUGCAGAUUCACGCUUGGUAACAGAGUAUUAGCCAAUCAAUAUAUUCAGCAGUUUACGGAAAUUUUCACGGAAGAGGGGAAGAAGAAUGUCAGAAUCAAACACGUUGUGCCUGGGCAGGUUCCUCGCGUCACAUGCACUCCAGGCAUGCAACGUGCGCAUCACCAGGCUCAGCAGGCUCAAUUGGUCGCUCAACAGUUGCAGCAGGCUCAGCAGUCGCAGCAGAUUCUCUCGCGUGCUCAGGGUCAGAUAAAUAAUUUAGCAGGACAAGUAGCAUCCACCAAAGCCGCGGCGGAGGCUUCGACGUCUGCGCACGUGAACCUGACAUGUGCAGAUGCUGCAAAUGUGAUUCAAAACAUACCUCAAGUGGAUGCGAUCGGAAGUGUACAUUCGGUUGUUCAGCCUAUCGCAAAUGGAGGACCUAAUGUACCAGCACCGGUGCAAAUCGAAGCCACUGCGAUGCCCACGACCAAUCCCAGUCCCUGCAACGGGUCUGGCAUCCUUGUUUUUCAACAGAAACAGACUGCUCCAAUCAACAAUGCUGUCACUAAUGUUCCUAUUCUGCAAGCCCAGUUGCAAUCUGGAACUCAAAGUAACAUAGGUGACACAAGUCAAAAUUCGAGCGAAGUGACUUUUAAGAAUCACGCGACCAAUCCAGCAAUAAGCGCUCUCGUUACUUCCCUCAUGAACUCUGCUAAUCAGUUCCAACACCAACAACAAGUUGCAGCGAACGCAGCUGCAGCCGCUCUGAACAAUAAUGCACAAGCUACUCCGAAGUCAAAUAAUGCCGCGAUUCUUAGUUUACUGAAUAGCACGCCAGCGAAUUUGGCCCAACAGAAAACUCAACCCCGGAGGAUCUCCUUAAAUGCUUCCAUUCCACAGAGAGUAAUAAGUCACGGCAACAUGAUAACCGUACCCAACACGACGGGCCAAUUACCAACUUCGGUGAGACUCAGUUUUGCUCAAGCAAUCGCAGGACAGUUAGCAGGUAAACAACAGCCAGUGAAAGGAGCAACAGUACGUCUAGCGCGAGUUCAAGACUCGACUUCCACCCUUGGUUUGUCCAUGCCAGGGCUUUCAGCUCUUCUCGCUGGUACUCCUUCAGCAGAUAAUCCAAUUCCGGGGUUAAAUAGCGCCUCGUCUCUAUUGGAGAGACUAACUGCCUCUUCAAAUCAGGGUAGCCAGCCAACUAGUCCGAUGACGAGUCCACCGCCUGCUAACGUUAAUCUACAAGGCGUCAAUUUAACAAAUUUGCCUAAUUCCAUCAACGGACUUCAAAAUGUCCAGGUAUCAUUCCCUGGUUUAUCGCAACCUAUCACAAUGUCGUUGAACGUGUCUGCCGCCACGGGAUCGGUUACACCAACAGGCGUUCUCGUUUCACUACCCAUUUCAUCGGGGACCAACACCUGCACCACAGUAUCUAGCAUGGUUCCUGCCACCGUUGUCACCACAGCAAUGGCUGGAAGUACACCAACCGUAGUGAUCGCCAAUCCUGCCAAUACUCAUUUGUCGUUACCAGUCGCUCAAAUAAUUCAGCCGGGGAUAAAAAGCCUCUCCCAACAGAAUAUACGUAACACCAAUUCCGUAACUCUCGCUCAGGGAGGGCAGGCGAUACAACUUGUUGGAUCUCAGAGGCCGCGAUUCAGUCAAAUGGCACGUCAAGUUCAACCCAAUAAUCAGACGAAACCGACCGUUUUACCAAAUCAAUUGGUAACUGUUGCUAAACCCGUGUCGGCGAGUCAACUCAUUUUAACUGGUAACAAGCAAGUUUUAACUCCCAUUAUGGCGGCGUCGAACCCCAUGUUAAUGGCAUCUCAAGUAACGCCUUCUUCCCAAUCAGUACCUGGAAAUAAACAAACCUUAAUUACGAAGUCUUUACAAGUCAGAACUACUUCCACUGGACAGUGUAGUCCACAGACGCAAGGUAUCAACAUGGCUACAUUGUCGCAACAGCAACUCCAGCAACUGCAGCAGAUGGCCGCACAGCACAAAGCCGCAGUGGCAGCGGGCAAUUCUCCAAACAGAACUCACAUUCAGCAUCAGCGAAACUCGGCCUCCGGGGAUGAUCCUCUUUGAAUUCAUGGUAACUUCGAAAUUCAAAGUUCGCUCCGUGCACGCAUAAUAAUUAGAUGUCGUCUUUCCAAACGACAAUGCGGAUGAAUCAGCAAAUCAAUUUUCCGAGGAACAGCUGAUAAAUUGUAUCUAUUUUUUGAAUCAUUGAAUCGCAACGUUCGAAGAUAUAUACACUAUGACAUUAUUACAAAUAAAUAAAUGAAUUAUGUGCGUGUUCAAUAGGGAAUGGAAGUCGUAAAGAUAUUGGAUGAAUCGACAUUUGCCUCGUGAGAUUGUACUUUGAGGAAGGUUUCAAUUAUUGUAGAUAACAUAUUAUACAUACAAUAUACGAUUUGUUUUAUAUUAAAGAGAAAACGUAAUACG